Messenger RNA from Carassius auratus (goldfish), 2782 nucleotides. Its product is annotated as neural cell adhesion molecule 2-like. NCBI's taxonomy places the organism in Eukaryota, Metazoa, Chordata, Actinopteri, Cypriniformes, Cyprinidae. The transcript is spliced from 17 exons. The record is from RefSeq and is a predicted model, not a curated record. Gene Ontology annotation, cellular component: neuron projection; membrane. The coding region runs from base 249 to 2633 and encodes 794 amino acids. Gene Ontology annotation, biological process: cell adhesion. Gene Ontology annotation, molecular function: protein binding.
CUACCUGCCGCGAUGCACUGCUGCUGGUAGGUUGGGCUGGUUGGGCGCAUUUGAAAGAGUGCUGCAUCGAGUCAGCUGCUUCCAGCUCCUCAACAGAUCCCGUCUGUGGCAGACAGUGAGCGAGUGAGUGAGUAGCGAGCGAGUUCGUGCGCGCCAGCGACUGACACGCGCGGAGAGGAAGAACCAGCGUCCAGCGUCUGUUCAACUCACUUCGAGCACUGGCCGCUGUCCAUCAGGACCUGCUCAAGAUGAUCCGGACCGUCCUCUGUUUCCUCGGAUUGCUCGUCGGUGGCAGUCAAGGUGUCCUCCAGGUGUCAAUCUCGCUAAAAAAGGUGGAGCUGAGCGUCGGAGAGUCCAAGUUUUUCACAUGCACGGUGAUUGGGGAGCCUGUGAGUCUGGACUGGUAUAACCCGCAAGGGGAGCGGAUGGUCCCGUCUCAGAGGGUGGCCCUGCACAAUGAAGGUGUUCGUUCCAGACUCACCCUCUAUAAUGCCAAAAUAGAAGAUGCUGGCAUCUACCGGUGCCAGGCCAACGACGCACAGGGACAUACACAGGAGGCCACUGUGGUGCUGGAAAUCUACCAGAAGCUGACGUUCAGAGAUGUGAGGUCACCUCAGGAGUUUCGACAGGGUGACGUGGCUGAAGUGGUCUGUGAUGUCACCAGCUCCCCCGUUCCUGUGGUCUCCUGGUUUUACAACAAUGUGGAGAUUAUUGAAGAUACUGAGAAGUUUCAGCUCCUACAAAACAAUAAUUUGCAAGUCCAGAGAGUAACUAAAGCAGAUGAAGGAGUAUAUCGCUGUGAGGCAAGAGUCGAGGCCAGAGGAGAGAUCGACUUCCGGGACAUCAUCCUGGUGGUUAACGUUCCGCCGGUCGUCUCUGUGCCACAGCAGUCCUUUAACGCCACUGCGGACUAUGGAGAAUCUGUGACCUUCACCUGCCGGGCCUACGGCUCACCUGAACCUGAUGUUACCUGGCACAGGAAGGGAGUGCAGCUCCAGGAAUCGGAGCGGUAUGUAAUGAGAGCUCGAGGUACCACGCUCACAGUUCGAAACAUUCAACAGGACGACGGGGGCUCCUACACCUGCAAAGCCUUUAACAAGGCAGGAGAAGUAGAGCAUGAACUGUUCCUCAAGGUUUUUGUCCAGCCUCACAUUACUAAGCUAAGGAACGUGACGGCUGUGGAAGGCAGUGCUGCUAUGAUCUCCUGCAAGGCUGAGGGCGAACCUUUGCCUGAAAUCUCCUGGAGGAGAGCAAGUGACGGACACAGCUUUUCAGAUGGAGAUAAGAGUCCAGAUGGCCGUGUGGAGGUGCGAGGCCGUUAUGGCGAAUCAAUGCUGACUAUUGUUGGAGUCGAGCUAUCUGACUGGGGACGCUUUGACUGUGAGGCUCUCAGUAGGAUUGGUGGACAUCAGAAGAGUAUGUUCCUGGAUAUUGAGUAUGCACCAAAGUUCCAGACCAACCACACUAUAUUUUUCUCAUGGGAAGGGAACCCGGUCAACAUUAGCUGUGAUGUUAUGUCUAACCCUCUGGCCACAAUGCUGUGGAGACGGGAAAAGUUGACCAUCCCUAGUGAGGGUGCUGGAAACAUGCGUGUAUACAGUGCCCCUGGCAGAUCUCUCCUCGAGGUUACCCCGAUGUCAGACAGAGAUUUUGGCCGUUACAACUGUACAGCCCGAAACAACAUUGGGAUGCGCUUUCAGGAGUUCAUCCUAGCUCAGGCAGAUGUUCCCUCAAACCCUUACUCUGUUCGGCUGAGCUCUGUGGCACAGCGCGUGGCCACAGUUACCUUCACGAAGCCAGACUCCCAUGGCGGCGUACCCAUCAGUCACUACCUGGUCAAAUACAAAGACAUCAGCUCACAGGCCUGGAAGGAUGUGAAAUCACAAGGGAUGCAGACAGUCGUGUUGCUCACUAACCUUGAGCCCAACACGACCUACGAGGUGAGAGUAGCUGCGGUGAAUGGAAAAGGUCAAGGAGAAUUCAGCCGCACAGAGAGCUUUCAAACUCUGCCCAUACGAGAGCCGAGUCCCCCUUCAGUUCAGGGUCAGCGAGGGGUGGGGAAGGCAUACAGACUGGGCCUGGUCAAACAGGAUGAUGGAGGAAUGCCCAUCCUGGAGUAUAUUGUCAAAUACAAAACAGAUAAAGAAGAACAGUGGAUGACAAAACUGGUUCCAGGUGUGAAUGAUUUUGUGUUGCUGCAACCGCUCCAGUGGAAUACACAGUAUGAGGUGGAAAUCACUGCACGCAACGUCAAAGGCCUGUCUGAACCUACCUUUGUGAAGUUCUCCAUGCCUCAGAAACCUGAUAUCACAGAUUCGCUGUUCAGCGGCCUGGGCCUGGGCGCAGUGGUUGGGCUAGGGUUAGCUGGCCUGCUGCUGCUGCUCGUGCUAGUGGACGUCAGCUGCUUCUUCCUGCGCCAGUGUGGCCUGCUCAUGUGCAUCACCCGCAAGCUUUGCAGCAAAAAGACAGCCACAAGUGGCAAGAGCAAAGAGCUAGAGGAGGGCAAAGCUGCCUACCUGAAAUUGCCACUAAAAGAGGAAAACGGCAAGGAGACGCUGAAACCAGACACAAUCGAAAUCAAAGUUCAUGGUGACAACAGCCUGCAUAUGACACAGGAGGACAGUAAAGCGUAAUGGAGGCCCUGCUAUUCUCUAAAAGAACAUGCAAAGUGAGCCACCCGGAGACCAACAGCAAGCAAACUAAUGAAAAUACAAGCAAGAACACGCCAACCAAUUGUAAGAUCCUUUGUUAGAGACUCGUCGUCGGGGUAUCAGAAGAGGCC